GAGGCAGCUCCCUUGAGCGUCCCCCCAGGCAGUAGUCACCGCAGCGGCGGUGGCAGCAGCCGUGGCAGCGGCGGGCGGCGGCGGCUCUUCCUCUCGCCUGCGAUUCAAGGCUUGCUGCUCCCAGCCCGCGCCGGGCCCCGGCCAUCUCCGCCGCCGCGGCUUCCCCUACACCCGGGUGCACGCCGCGCGGACUCCUCCGGUUUUCCGGGCGCCGGCGGGGGCUGCCCUGGCCUCGGCCCCGGCUCUGUCGCCGGUGGCCGAACUCCGUGGUGGCCCCGAGGCGCCGCCCUCCCCCUUGCCACCGCUUGGCCGCUGCUUUUCGGCUCCGACAUGGAAGAUGGACCCUCUAACAAUGCGAGUUGCUUCCGAAGGCUGACCGAGUGUUUCCUCAGCCCCAGUUUGACGGAUGAAAAGGUGAAGGCCUAUCUUUCUCUCCAUCCCCAGGUAUUAGAUGAAUUUGUUUCUGAAAGUGUUAGUGCAGAGACUGUGGAAAAGUGGCUGAAGAGGAAAACCAACAAAGCAGAAGAUGAACCAUCUCCCAAGGAAGUCAGCAGGUACCAGGAUACGAAUAUGCAGGGAGUCGUGUACGAGCUGAACAGCUACAUAGAGCAGCGCCUGGACACGGGCGGGGACAACCACCUGCUCCUCUAUGAGCUCAGCAGCAUCAUCAGGAUAGCCACAAAAGCCGACGGAUUUGCACUGUACUUCCUCGGAGAGUGCAAUAAUAGCCUGUGUGUGUUCACACCACCCGGGAUGAAGGAAGGCCAACCCCGGCUCAUCCCUGCAGGGCCCAUCACCCAGGGUACCACCAUCUCUGCUUAUGUGGCCAAGUCUAGGAAGACAUUGCUGGUAGAGGACAUCCUUGGGGAUGAGCGAUUUCCACGAGGCACUGGCCUGGAAUCAGGAACCCGAAUCCAGUCUGUUCUUUGCUUGCCCAUUGUCACUGCCAUUGGAGACUUGAUUGGCAUCCUUGAACUGUACAGGCACUGGGGCAAGGAGGCCUUCUGCCUCAGCCAUCAGGAGGUUGCAACAGCCAAUCUUGCUUGGGCUUCCGUAGCAAUACACCAGGUGCAGGUGUGCAGAGGUCUCGCCAAACAGACCGAACUGAAUGACUUCCUGCUCGAUGUAUCCAAGACAUACUUUGAUAACAUAGUUGCCAUAGACUCUCUACUUGAACACAUCAUGAUAUAUGCAAAAAAUCUAGUGAACGCCGACCGCUGCGCGCUCUUCCAGGUGGACCACAAGAACAAGGAGCUGUACUCGGACCUGUUUGACAUUGGGGAGGAGAAGGAGGGGAAGCCCAUCUUCAAGAAGACCAAAGAGAUCAGAUUUUCCAUCGAGAAAGGGAUUGCUGGUCAGGUGGCAAGAACGGGCGAAGUCCUGAACAUUCCCGAUGCCUACGCGGACCCUCGCUUUAACAGGGAGGUGGACCUGUACACGGGCUACACCACGAGGAACAUUCUGUGCAUGCCCAUAGUGAGCAGAGGCAGCGUGAUUGGCGUGGUGCAGAUGGUGAACAAGAUCAGCGGCAGCGCCUUCUCCAAGACGGACGAGAACAACUUCAAGAUGUUUGCUGUCUUCUGCGCACUGGCCUUGCACUGUGCUAAUAUGUACCACAGGAUCCGCCACUCAGAGUGCAUCUACAGGGUUACCAUGGAGAAGCUGUCCUACCACAGCAUCUGUACCUCCGAGGAGUGGCAAGGCCUCAUGCGCUUCAACCUACCAGCUCGCAUCUGCCGGGACAUCGAGCUAUUCCACUUUGACAUUGGUCCUUUUGAGAACAUGUGGCCUGGGAUCUUUGUCUACAUGAUCCAUCGGUCUUGUGGGACAACCUGUUUCGAACUUGAAAAAUUGUGCCGUUUUAUCAUGUCUGUAAAGAAGAACUAUCGGCGGGUUCCUUACCACAACUGGAAGCAUGCAGUCACGGUGGCACACUGCAUGUACGCCAUACUUCAAAACAACAAUGGCCUCUUCACAGACCUCGAGCGCAAAGGCUUGCUAAUUGCGUGUCUGUGCCACGACCUGGACCACAGGGGCUUCAGUAACAGCUACUUGCAGAAGUUCGACCACCCCCUGGCGGCGCUGUACUCCACCUCCACUAUGGAGCAACACCACUUCUCCCAGACAGUAUCCAUCCUUCAGCUGGAAGGGCACAAUAUCUUCUCCACCCUGAGCUCCAGCGAGUACGAGCAGGUGCUGGAGAUCAUCCGCAAAGCCAUCAUCGCCACCGACCUCGCCCUAUACUUUGGGAACAGGAAGCAGUUGGAGGAGAUGUACCAGACAGGAUCGCUGAACCUCCACAACCAGUCCCAUCGAGACCGUGUCAUCGGCUUGAUGAUGACUGCCUGUGAUCUUUGCUCUGUGACCAAACUAUGGCCAGUUACGAAAUUGACAGCGAAUGAUAUAUAUGCAGAAUUCUGGGCUGAGGGUGAUGAGAUGAAGAAGCUGGGCAUACAGCCCAUUCCUAUGAUGGACAGAGACAAGAGAGAUGAAGUCCCUCAAGGGCAGCUUGGAUUCUACAAUGCGGUGGCCAUCCCCUGCUACACCACCUUGACGCAGAUCCUCCCGCCCACGGAGCCUCUGCUGAAGGCCUGCAGGGAUAACCUCAGUCAGUGGGAGAAGGUAAUCCGUGGGGAAGAGACAGCAAUGUGGAUUUCAGGCCCGGCGCCUAGCAAAAGCACAUCUGAGAAGCUGAACGUGAAGGUCGACGACUGAUCCUGAAGUGACGUCCUGAUGUCUGCCCAGCAACCGACUCAACCUGCUUCUGUGACUUCGUUCUUUUUGUUUUCAAGGGGUGAAAACCCUCUCUUGGAAGGUACCGUCGCAUAUCCAUGUGAAGCAGAUGGCUCCCUGCUUGCCGCACACACCUCGGACAGUGAGCAACCCAGGCUCCGCCGUGUUCAGACGUCGGCUACUCCGUGGCUCCACCUGAUCUCCGAAUGCUAUUGCUACCAGGCCAGCACUGCACUGUCUGGAGGGGGCAGAGACUACAGGAGGGGUUCUUGCCUGCAUCCUCCCAUGAGGGUGUGGCCGGUCCCCUAGUUCUGUGCCAUGCUGCUACUUGGUGGCAUUGGUUAGGAAUGGGACACACGCCCCUUGUUGUGAAGUUUACAUGUGACCUUCUAGUAGGUUAACUGAGUUUGUAGCCUGGGACACGUGUAAUGAAGGUUACAGUCCACAGGUGAUAGAGAAAUUCAAGCUGUUGAUUACAGGUGCAGUACAGGUGUGCUUUUUCAGUCUACCUGGGGGCACAUAGGUGAGUCCGCUCCACUCAGAAGGAAGCAUACCUCUGCCCUCAUCAAGGGGACACAGGGUACAUCCCAGGCAUCGGGGAACUGAAGCUCUCACUUCAAACCAUGUCAAAGAAUUAAAACACCUCCCCUCCCCCUCACUGUAGCCCUUGGCGACUGCGCCAAUCCCUUCAUACAAAGAAAAUAAAAGUAAGGCGUAUAAAUU
Mus pahari (shrew mouse) is the source of this 3456-nucleotide messenger RNA. RefSeq names its product phosphodiesterase 10A (gene Pde10a). The transcript has 22 exons. Gene Ontology annotation, biological process: signal transduction; negative regulation of receptor guanylyl cyclase signaling pathway. Gene Ontology annotation, molecular function: protein binding; 3',5'-cGMP-stimulated cyclic-nucleotide phosphodiesterase activity. The record is from RefSeq and is a predicted model, not a curated record. Bases 331 to 2715 code for a protein of 794 amino acids. Lineage: Eukaryota; Metazoa; Chordata; Mammalia; Rodentia; Muridae.